AUGAUAUCUGAAGACUUAGAGAUCGAUCUCUUAACAUAAUCACAUAUCGAAAGUGAUAAUGAUCGGCUCGAAAAUAAUAAACCAACAAUAACUUAACAUAGAAUUCGUGUUAGUACAAAAAUAAAAGGAGGAAGACCGCCUAAAUCUAAAAAAAGGGCUCCAUCUCUUAAAACAUAAAAUACUGAAGAGAGAAAAUCUCAUGAGAGCCCAGAUAUUAUAAUGAUAGGAUCUUCUAAAGCAAAAAUGGCCAAAGCAAACACAAUAAUGAAGAAGAUCAAGAAAAAAUUCAAGUCAAAGUAAAAUAACAAAUAGGCACCUAAAAGAAUCAAAAAGGUGUAGAAACCGCUCAGAGCAACUUAGGAUAAAGCAUAGUCAACAUUUAAAUCUGUAGUUGUAUGUUUCAAAUCAUUUCUCAAAGGGUUAAAGGAAAAUUUGUAAAGAGCUUUAGAUGAAGGCGACAAAAUACUUAAAGAAAUUGAAUGA
Messenger RNA from Paramecium octaurelia, 483 nucleotides. The record is from the annotation of a GenBank genome assembly. Lineage: Eukaryota; Ciliophora; Oligohymenophorea; Peniculida; Parameciidae.